Messenger RNA from Phodopus roborovskii (desert hamster), 1677 nucleotides. RefSeq names its product serine/threonine kinase 26 (gene Stk26). Gene Ontology annotation, molecular function: ATP binding; protein kinase activity. The coding region runs from base 174 to 1424 and encodes 416 amino acids. Gene Ontology annotation, biological process: protein phosphorylation. The transcript is spliced from 12 exons. The record is from RefSeq and is a predicted model, not a curated record. Lineage: Eukaryota; Metazoa; Chordata; Mammalia; Rodentia; Cricetidae.
CUGCUUUCAGGAAGAGGAGCAGCUGCACAGUUGGCCGCGACCUCGGCGGGUGGGCAUCUGAGAGGCCCCGAUCGAGAAGCCUGCGAGAGCAGCCUAGCUACCCCUGUAGGAGGAGCCAGUCUGAGCCCAAGGCGCCACCACCGCAGAAGCAGCGCAAAGUAGCAGUUGCCUCCAUGGCCCACUCACCGGUGGCUGUCCAAGUGCCCGGGAUGCAGAAUAAUAUAGCUGAUCCAGAAGAACUGUUCACAAAAUUAGAGCGCAUUGGAAAAGGCUCUUUUGGAGAAGUUUUCAAAGGAAUUGAUAACCGUACCCAGCAAGUGGUUGCAAUUAAAAUCAUUGACCUUGAGGAAGCUGAAGAUGAAAUAGAAGACAUUCAGCAAGAAAUAACUGUUUUGAGUCAGUGCGACAGCUCAUAUGUAACAAAAUACUAUGGCUCCUAUUUGAAGGGUUCAAAACUAUGGAUUAUAAUGGAAUAUCUAGGUGGAGGUUCAGCUUUGGAUCUUCUACGUGCUGGUCCAUUUGAUGAAUUCCAGAUUGCCACCAUGCUCAAGGAGAUUUUGAAAGGUCUGGACUAUCUACAUUCUGAAAAGAAAAUUCACCGAGACAUUAAAGCUGCCAAUGUCUUGCUUUCUGAGCAAGGUGACGUUAAACUUGCUGACUUUGGAGUUGCUGGCCAGCUGACAGAUACACAAAUUAAAAGAAACACCUUUGUGGGAACUCCAUUUUGGAUGGCUCCCGAAGUUAUUCAACAGUCAGCUUAUGACUCUAAAGCUGACAUUUGGUCUUUGGGAAUUACUGCUAUUGAACUAGCCAAGGGAGAGCCUCCAAAUUCUGACAUGCACCCAAUGAGAGUUCUGUUUCUUAUUCCAAAAAACAACCCCCCAACUCUCGUUGGAGACUUUACGAAGUCUUUCAAGGAGUUUAUUGAUGCUUGCCUGAAUAAAGAUCCAUCAUUUCGUCCUACAGCAAAAGAACUUUUGAAACAUAAGUUCAUUGUAAAAAAUUCAAAGAAGACUUCUUAUCUGACUGAACUGAUCGAUCGAUUUAAGAGAUGGAAGGCCGAAGGACACAGUGAUGAUGAAUCUGACUCCGAUGGCUCUGACUCGGAAUCCACCAGCAGAGAAAGUAAUACUCACCCUGAAUGGAGUUUCACCACUGUGCGUAAGAAGCCUGAUCCAAAGAAACUACAAAAUGGGGAGGAGCAAGAACUUGUGCAAACCUUGAGCUGUUUGUCUAUGAUAAUCACACCUGCAUUUGCUGAACUUAAGCAGCAGGAUGAAAACAAUGCAAGGCGAAACCAAGCAAUUGAAGAACUUGAGAAAAGUAUUGCUGUGGCUGAAGCUGCCUGUCCUGGCAUCACAGAUAAAAUGGUGAAGAAAUUAAUUGAAAAGUUUCAAAAGUGUUCUGCUGAUGAAUCCUCUUAAGAAAUUUGUUGUUGUUAUUGUUGGCUUCUGUUUCAUAUGGACCCAGAGAAACCCACCAAAGCUAUGUCAACCUUAAUAAUGCUUAACCCAUGAGCUCCGGUGCCUUUUGGAUCUUUGCGACAUUGAAGAUUUUAGGAGAAGCUAUUCAACUAUUUUGUGAUGGUGGCUAUCAUUUUGUAUUUUAAAGAGAUUAUUUUGUAAGGAAUAAUUUUAAUACUAUAGUUUUGCCUGUAUUGUAGUAAAUGUUGAGAUA